This is a messenger RNA of Saccostrea cuccullata (small rock oyster), 849 nucleotides long. Its product is annotated as macrophage receptor MARCO-like. The coding region runs from base 397 to 849 and encodes 150 amino acids. Gene Ontology annotation, cellular component: membrane. The record is from RefSeq and is a predicted model, not a curated record. NCBI's taxonomy places the organism in Eukaryota, Metazoa, Mollusca, Bivalvia, Ostreida, Ostreidae. The transcript has 3 exons.
AUGGAUGUGAUGUUAUACCUAUGUCUCGUUAUAUUUGGAGUAAUUUCUAGCAGCUCCCAGCAGUUGAUAUACCAAGGCAGAUCGGAAGAAACAAAUGAACGUGUGGACAGUUAUUUCAAAGUUUUCUUUCAAUUCAAAACUGAGAUAUUAAACAGGUUAUCUUCAAUUGAAUCGGAAAUGGAGAAAAACUUUCAAACAAUGAAAUCUUUCAACGAACUUUUACGAAAGGAAAUGUCUCGGGUUGAUAAGGAGAUGUCAAAAUUUAAGGAAGAAGUACUCAAUGAAGUUACUGGCCAUUUGAAUAAAACCCUGCUGAAAAUUGGAAACAUAACGAGCAGAAUAAGUUUCUUGGAAUCGGAGACAGUAGCGCAACACAGUAUCCGUAUCAAUUCCUAAAUGGGAGACGUGUCGGAUGUGCGAACAUCUCUUCGAAACAUCCAACAGUCAGCUUCGGGUCAUAGUUCAAGACUUACUGCCAUUGAAACAAAACAAAGGUCUCAGGGUACAUCUUUGACAUUACUGUCAAAUGGCUUGGAAGCUUUCAUUAAGGUGCGGAUCGCUGAUGGUGGAUCUACCUACGGGAGAGUUGAAGUUUACUAUGAUGGAUCAUGGGGUACAAUUUGUGACGAUAGCUGGGGCAACAAUGAUGCACAAGUUGUUUGUAGAAUGCUGGGUCGCAGUGGAGGAACAGCAUUUAGUUCGGCGAAGUAUGGUGAAGGAAGUGGUCAGAUUUGGCUUGAUGAAGUUAAUUGUCGUGGAACAGAAUCAUCGCUGAUAGAAUGUUCUAAACCACGGUUUGGUAUGCACGAUUGUAACCAUGAUGAGGAUGCAGGGGUCUCGUGCAAUUAA